Messenger RNA from Lucilia sericata (common green bottle fly), 1251 nucleotides. RefSeq names its product trichohyalin-like. The record is from RefSeq and is a predicted model, not a curated record. NCBI's taxonomy places the organism in Eukaryota, Metazoa, Arthropoda, Insecta, Diptera, Calliphoridae. The transcript has a single exon. The coding region runs from base 1 to 1251 and encodes 416 amino acids.
AUGGAAGAUAACAACUAUGAGCAGGAAAAUUUAAAGGAACAACAACAAAUGAGACGUAAAUUGGAGCAGGAGACCAAACUCUAUGGCAAAUGGUGUGAUGGAGUGAAUGAUGACAACUUGGUAUUUGAAUCGAAGAAUGGCCACCAGUUGCAGCAUGGAAAAGAGGAAGAGACUGCUAAAGAGAGACAACACAAUAAAACUGAAGAGCUACAGGAAGAGAGACAACUAACUAGAGAGAAUGAAAUACGUGAAAUGCGCAAUAUGCAAGAGUAUCACAUGAAUCAGCUAAGAGAACAGCGAAAAGACAUUGAUGAUCUGAAGGAAAAAGAAAAACAGUUAAAAGCCAAUUUAAAUGAAUUGGAAAAUGAGUUGAAGCUGUUGGAAGAAUCCUAUUCCAUUUUAUGUAAACCCAUUGAUGUAGGCAAUGCUUCUAACUUAUAUAAGGUCAGAAUAUUGAUGCGCAACAGAUCGGAAGUAUUUCGUAAUCAAAUUAAACUAUGCUUAAGUAUUUUGGAGAGAUCUACGAAAUUUGCUGAAAACUCACGAAUGAUAAACAACUUAAAGGACGAGUUGAAUCAACAAUUGAAUGUAGAAAAUCAUAAAUUUUCACAACUUGAAAACAUGCAUGAGUCCGACAUUAAGCAUCAUCUACAGCACAGCGAGGAGAUUUGGCAGCAAGAGAAUAAAGAACGUUACCAUAAACUCAAGAAGUUUAUCAUGGACGAGCAUCUUUCAAUAAAAACUUCUUUAAAUGAGAUAAUGAAAACACAUGAAGAAUUCUUGGAAAUAAGAGCUAAACAUUUGGGAAAUAUGGAAAAUUCCAGCGAGCAAUUAAAAUUUUUAAAACCGGAGGAACAUGCGCAAUUUUCACCACGACAUCAAUCUGCUAACAACAUUAUACAUAGUCAGGUAGAGGAGUCAGGCGAUUCAUCACUUUAUGCACCACGACGUAGUGGCUCUGUGAAUUCGCUGGAACUAGAUGAUCCUCAUAACCAAUUCGACAGUUCCAAACGUCAUAAUUGUCAAGAGACAUACGAUAACAAUAUGUCUCCCAGACCUAACGACGUCAAUCAAGUUUCAGGAUCAGUUACUAACUUAAACUUGGAUGUUUCGGAAAAUCAACAGACUCAUCUUUCUCACCUAGAAAUAGAAUGUGAAAAGGCAUAUGCCCAACGUUCGUUGCAAGUUGUCACAUCCGAAACGGAGGCAGAUCGUCCAAGAUUUGGUCGCAAACAUAUGGCCUUCGAUUAG